Messenger RNA from Periconia digitata, 3536 nucleotides. The record is from the annotation of a GenBank genome assembly. Lineage: Eukaryota; Fungi; Ascomycota; Dothideomycetes; Pleosporales; Periconiaceae.
ACAUCUCUUUGCAACUGCACCGCACCACAGAAUCUCCUAGACUACCUCGUUUCCUCCGGCCAACGUAUACGCACCCGGCCAUCCCGUUCCCGGUCCUUCUGCAUCUAUACACCCCGUACACUCACAUUCUCCACCAUGGCUUCAGCAUCGUCAGGGGCCGUCUUCAUAAUGGCCAGAGAAGAGAGUACAGAGGACAAGCUGAAGAGGCUCAUGUCUGAUCCGUUUGCAACACAGGUCGCCGGUGAAUCUAUUAUUGCCGCCGCAGGCACAUCGCUUGCCGUCAUGGCUGUUGUUUUCCUCGCCUUUUGUAUCCUUCGCCCGUGGAACCAGGUCGUGUACGCUCCUCGACUCCGCCAUGCCGACGACAAACAUAAACCACCUCCCAUGGAUAAAUCUCUCUUCGCCUGGUACAAGCCUGUUUUCAAGACUGCCGAGGAGCAAUACAUGCACAUCAUAGGCUUGGAUGCCACCGUCUUCCUCCGCAUUGCUCGCAUGUGCCGAAACAUGUUUGUGGUACUAGCCAUAGUCGGAUGCGCUAUCCUUAUCCCCACCAACAUCAUCAAUUCCACCACAUUCGAGUGGCAGCAGAAGAAAGACAAAAGCAUACUGUUUCUUAUCACUCCCUUGGAUCUCUGGAAUCGGGCUUAUUGGGCUUAUGUCAUAGUGGCAUAUCUUUUCGACAUCAUCAUAUGUGCCUUCCUCUGGUUGACAUAUCGUGCUGUUCACCGCCUACGCAGAAAAUUCAUGGACAGCCCCGAGUACCAAAACGCCUUGCACUCGAGAACAUUGAUGGUAACAGACAUCAAGCGCAACUUACGCAGCGAUCAGGGUAUCAUAGAUAUCACUGACAGCUUGAAAACCGUGCCUGAGGUCCCGCGUGGAGCGAUCGGUAGAAACGUCAGGGAUAUUCCAGAUCUGAUCGAAGAGCACGAAGAAGCUGUCGUAGCGCUGGAACAGGUACUUUGCAAGUAUCUUAAGAAUCCGAACAGUCUUCCUGCUCAGAGGCCGACCUGCAAACCAUACAAGAAGGACCCGGAAUUCGGUAGCACUAGCCAGAAAGUGGACGCCAUUGACUAUUUGACGGCCAGAAUCCAGCGCCUGGAAACAAAGAUCAAGACGGUUCGGGAGACAGUGGAUAAGCGAGAUGCAAUGUCGUACGGAUUUGCGAGUUACGAGACGAUCGAGUCAGCUCACACAGUCGCGUUUGCAGCCCGUAGCAAGCACCCGAAGGGCGCCACUGUACAGCUUGCUGCGAAGCCCAAGGACAUCAUCUGGAAGAACUUGUCCCUUACUCCUCAGUCGCGACGGUGGAGGCGAUUUAUCAACAGUUUAUGGAUCGCUCUUCUUACCAUGCUGUACUUCAUUCCCAACGCCUUGAUCGCCGUGUUUCUUGCACAGUUGAGCAAUAUCGCUCAGCUAUGGGACCAAUUCGACGAUGAGAUGAAGAAGAAUCCAAGAACAUGGGCUAUCAUCCAAGGUAUCGCGGCGCCUGCACUUACCUCGCUUUUCUACUACUUUCUUCCAAUCAUCUUCCGGAAACUGUCUAUGAAGGCAGGUGACAUCACCAAAACCUCUCGCGAAAGGCACGUGGUGUCCAAACUCUACUCCUUCUUCCUUUUUAACAACAUGAUCGUCUUCUCCCUCUUCGGUGCCGUCUUCAAGAUGAUCAGUGCAAUUGUGGUGAUUGCAAAGGAAGGCAAGAUGCCCUGGAACAAAGUUAUCGAGGAAGUGCACCCGCUGCAAAACAUCAUCGUUGCACUCAACAUGAUUUCUCCCUUCUGGGUGACUUGGCUUAUACAGCGCAACUUGGGUGCUGCUAUCGAUCUAUCGCAACUUGCCAACCUGGCGUGGGGUUCUUUCUCUCGCAAAUUCUUGAACCCGACGCCACGAGAACUCAUCCAGCGCACAGCUCCCCCGCCCUUCGAUUAUGCAAGUUACUACAACUACUUCUUAUUCUACUCGACCGUGGCCCUUUCUUUCGGAGUCUUGCAGCCUCUGACGUUGGUUGUGACCGCAUUCUACUUCACCAUGGAUUCCUGGAUGAAGAAAUAUCUUUUGAUGUACGUGUUCUGCACCAAGAAUGAGUCUGGCGGACUUUACUGGCGAGCUAUCUUCAAUCGCUUCCUCGUGGCCGCCUUCAUGUCGAACUUAAUCAUUGCCUUCGCGGUCGCCGCGCGCGGCGACCAAUGGAAGAUGAUGCUGGGCGCCAUGAUCCCCAUACCUUUCCUCCUUCUGGGCUUCAAGUUCUACUGUAAGAAUGCAUUUGAUUACUCGAUGAAGUAUUACACCAAAGGCGAGUCCGGGAAAGGUGUGGAAGCACCUACGCCGAUCGACAAGGAAUCUCGCAGGCGUGACCGCGUGGGCGUUCGUUUCGGACAUCCAGCACUCUACCAGAAACUGACCGUACCCAUGGUCCACGAGAAAAGCAAACACAUGCUUGCUGAAGUCUACCGAGGUCGAUUGGACGGAGAUGUUGGAGGGACUGCGGGCUACAGUGACGUUUACUCGAUGAAACGUAUGAGCAAAGAGAACCCCGGUAAAGCAGUUGCAGGCACCGGCCCCUUCGAAUUCGUAUCAGAGGACAACAUGGACUACGAAAACUACAAGAACCGCCCCGAAUUUAGUGAUGAGCACGGCGGUGACGGGUCCAUAUACGGCAACAAUAGUAGCCGUCCCAGUACACCUACCUCGAUCAUGGCUGGUGGCGACCGUGGCCGCGCCAUGUCUCGCGACUCGGAACGAGCUAUAUCGCACGACGACAACGGUGUUACAUACCCUGCCGGGUACCAUACGACACCAUCGAACCUUCGCGAAUUUAGCCCUAGCCCCGACCGAAAUGGGUUCGGUCGGAUCGAGUCCAACCGCUCGCAACAGUACAUUGCGGCCGAUGACUCGAAUUUGCUGGUUUCAGCUGCUCCUAUGGGACAUCAAACGCCCAAUCAAGCAUUUACACCAUACUCCCCAAACCGGGAUGGAGCUAGAACAGACUACUUUCGAGGAUAAAUCAGUACUAGGUGCUCCCAACACGCAUUUCAAACGAAUUUCUUUGUUGUGUCACCAUUUCCCUGGAACUAUAAUCGCUAGAUACUUCCAUUGCAUCAUAUAGAGUAGGAAAAAGCCCCACAUACUCUCCUUUUAAAACUUUUCUUCUUUCCAAUCAUGUUCGCACCGACUAUCAGCGGCAGCUCUGGGCAUUUCAAUGGCGUUUCAUACAGCGUGUGGAUUCUCUUUUUCCUUUGGGUGGCCGGCUUAGAGACAGAGAUGUAGAGCGAGGGAGACGAAGAUACCAUGGAUUCAUAUUAUAUAGCAUGUCUUGUGUAUAUACGUUGCCAAUCCAUCUGCCUUGAAAGAGGCAUGGUGAUCAUUUCAGAUUCCAGUCCACGUCUUCAUAACCACUCGGAUGUUCUCAUGCUUUGUUCCUCGGCGGAUCUCCAGCCAUAUUGUGUGCACACCAUGCAUGCCUGUGCGAACGACGAACAUUCACGCGUGAUUAUACCUCACGUCUUUUCCUUGCGGACACACUCUCACUUUAUCGC